CUACAGGUCGGACAUUUCCUCCGCCGAACAUUCAAAGCCAUCGAGUACGGGAUCUCCAAUGAAGCCUCCAGCGCCUAUAGCCUGAACGCCAAUCAGAUACACGGACUGCUUAGACAGAUACGAGCUUUUGCAUUGCACUACCUACAUCCGUGUGGUACGACCGUCGACGAUCGGGGGAGAAACGGCACUGCAGUUGAUAGUGAGUUCGCGUCGGCCAUGCUGGCGAGACGAGUGCAAAAUAUUGCUGAUGUUUUCAGCCACACAGAUAGGCGCCUGGUACUGAGCGUAGUCUCCUCACUCGUGAACGGCUGCCGCACACUCUCGUCUCUGGCAAAUCCGGCAGAGUCUGGACUAUUAUCGAAUAGUGCGCUCCGUGGAGGCGCGCACUCACUUGGGGCCGCCUAUCUGGAUGUAGUACUGGUAGUAUCUGAGUGCCGUAGGUACGUGGAGUGUAUGAAGGCCGGCAAUGGGCCACAGUCGGGUUACGCGUACCUGGACAAGGCUGUGAUACUUGAAAGCAUCGACGACCUAUUGCGCACGUUGGCACCGCAGACAGAGCGGUGUCUCAACAGUGACCUCUCCACCGAAACUCCGCCUGUGAUGUUGAGCUCCUACUGGGCCCGAGCGGCCGAGGUGUGUCUGAGAGCUAUGCACGGGCACGACGAACCACAGUCAACACAUACGGACACUUUGCUGAGACUGUUGAAACACCAGGAUGAACAUGUGGCGCUAUCUGCUUUGGCAUUCGUGGUCGAUCAUGCAGAUUUCUGCAUGCAUCCAGGGCGUACCUCAGGGUCGGACGACCCCUCAGGGUCGGACGACCUCGUAGUCUGUAUCAAGUUGUCAGCAGCUUCAUUGAAAGCUACUUCUCGAGUUGAGAGAGCAAUUUAG
Messenger RNA from Sphaeroforma arctica JP610, 891 nucleotides. RefSeq lists its product as hypothetical. NCBI's taxonomy places the organism in Eukaryota, Ichthyosporea, Ichthyophonida. The transcript is spliced from 4 exons. The record is from RefSeq and is a predicted model, not a curated record. The annotation marks the transcript as partial.